UAGAAGGAUUAAAGUGGACGUUAAAUUAACAAUAAAAGAAAAAACGAACAUAAUUCUGACACGAUAGAGUUACAGUGAAGGAUACUUGUACAUGGGUGGUUGGUAAGACUAGAGGGGAACAGCAACCAUGGCGUUAGCAAAGAAGAAAUCUCUUCUGGAAUUACGGACAAACAAACCAGCUGCACAAAACACGACCAUGCUCCGCUUGUCAGAAAACGCAGUCGCCUAUCCAGCUUCAGAAGCGACGGGGGCUCCAGCAAUUCACAAGCCACGCCUUCUAGAGGGAUGUCAAUAUUCAAACUCGUCGCAGCAACCCGCGCUUGGCAACGAUUGGCUAAAAGGAACAGCAAUAAGAAGGAAGAAAAGCUAGUGCCAGUUAAACUUGAAAAUACAUAUAAAACGAAGCCGGACGAUGGGAAGCACUUUUCGCCGGAAAAAGUCGAGCGAUGCUUGAGGAACCUGCUGGAGGCUAAACUCGACAAUGCGAAAUACAGUCCAGAAAGAUGUCGAUACAUGAUAACCGAUUUAUCGACGAUUAUCAAAUCUCGAGUGAAGGCAAUGGACUUUCCGAGGUACAAAAUAGUGUGUCACGUGAUCAUCAUGGAAAAUCUGGGACAGGGGACGAAGGUAGCGAGUAGGUGUCUGUGGGACACGACGGCAGACUCGUUUGCAACGUGCACGUAUCGCAAUGACUCGCUAGUAGUGGUGGCCAACGUUUACGCCGUCUACUUCGAGUAGGUCAGCCGUGGAAUCCUGUGCAAUAAAAUGUCACUUUAUUGACGCUGUGUAUACUAUAUCAUCAUGGCUGUAUACUUAUAGUCCAUCCAAGCCCGAAUACUAUAGUCCUGUUCAAGUGUUUAGACCCUAAUGUUUUUUUGCAGAUGUUACAUUCACUUCCUAUUCAAUCCUUGUUUUCUUUACAUUUGCAUGAAAACAAACCCAAACCCCAACAAGUUUUAUGUAUAAUUCAUCAUCUAAAAUGUACAGGAGAACGAAGCUGUAUUGAAAACAUACAUAGACUUUUGUAAAAUGGAAAUAAGUCAACUUCGUGCAUUGUAGACUGAUCUCUGUGUCAUUUUAAUUACUCGAGACCUUCCUUCUACCACCCCCACCCCAGUUAUUUUACACUAGAUACGGCCCAGGACCCAUAUUCACAAAAAAGUGUAAAUUUACAUCUACGACUAGCACUUACGUGUGCCGUAGAUUUACGUUUACGUGCAAGAAGCACCUUAUUCUAAAAGAUGGUCGUAAAUAUAAACGUAAC
Messenger RNA from Gigantopelta aegis, 1264 nucleotides. Its product is annotated as dynein light chain Tctex-type 5-like. Bases 286 to 738 code for a protein of 150 amino acids. Gene Ontology annotation, biological process: microtubule-based movement. The record is from RefSeq and is a predicted model, not a curated record. Gene Ontology annotation, molecular function: dynein intermediate chain binding. Gene Ontology annotation, cellular component: cytoplasm; cytoplasmic dynein complex. Lineage: Eukaryota; Metazoa; Mollusca; Gastropoda; Neomphalida; Peltospiridae. The transcript is spliced from 2 exons.